This is a messenger RNA of Cuscuta campestris, 869 nucleotides long. NCBI's taxonomy places the organism in Eukaryota, Viridiplantae, Streptophyta, Magnoliopsida, Solanales, Convolvulaceae. The record is from the annotation of a GenBank genome assembly.
CUCAGGUUUUUCUCUUCUCAAUCUACAUACGAAAUCAAUUCACAGAUCCGAGCCCAGACAUCUUCCGUCCACCCAAGACGCAUCUCCUCCACGGCUUUCCUUGACCGCCCGCCGCCGCCGCAUGCUUGACGCUGCGGCACUAGUCCCCCUCGCCUCGCCGUCGACCGCGCCGCGAGUGUCUCCCUCCAAGCCUCGCCUUCGACCGCCAGUGUCUCCACCCCUUGCCUCCAGUGUCUCCCUCCCUCCUCGCCGCCGCCGCCAUGAUCUCAACCCCUCGCCGCCGCCAAUGUCUCGACCACCAUCUUCCUCCACCAGACCUCCUCUUUUUCUCAAGGUAACUAUGCAGUGGCUGUGGAUGGGUUUGCCAUUAUUGUGGAUGCGGGAAAUUUUCUGUACCGUCCUAUUAAGUGGCGUCACUGGAGUGGUUCAGAAGAAGAUGAGGUGCCAUCAUCAUUGUGAAGAAAGUAAACUGUAUUCAUCAGAAUUAACAGAAGUCUACUCAAUCUUCAUCGGUCGUAAAAGAAAGAAGGCAUUGAAAAUUUUGGGCACGGUUGAGUUGUCUUCUGAAUACCAUAGUACUCAGCACUAUGUAUUCAAGAGUACUAGUAAUGAUGGGGUGGAAGUAGAAAAUUCACAGAAAGUUUACCAGUGAUGGGUGUGCAUAUGAGUUCUGUGUAUAUGACUUUUUACGCGUCUAGCAUGCUGGAUUUAAAGGUCAAUCUAGAAGAUGUCUUUGGGAAAUAGAGGUUUUGCUAUGAUUAUGGAACGGGAGGUGUAGGGCAGCCCGAGAUUUGUUGACACCUUUGAGAUUUGACACUAACACUUUAAUAUUUAGUGUUUUUACAAUAUUAUAAAUUAUGUUACAUUUG